UUUAUUGCGAAGAAAGAAGAAGAAGAAAUUGCUACAGACACGAGCACCCACUUCCCAUCACCCAUUCACUCUCCCUCUCUCUCUCUCUCUCUCUCUCUCUCUCUCUACCUCGCUCAUGGCCUCCUCCUCCGUCUUUAGCCUCGCCCUCCUGGCCUCCCUCCUCCUCCUCCACUCCCUCCUCGCCGCCCACAGCCUCGCGGGAGCCCAAGCGGUGGCCGCCGACGAGGCGGGCCUGAAGAUGAUGACGUCCGACCCGACAAUGGAGUGGCCGGGCGCGGCGUCCCUGUACGACGGCUUCUUCGGCGACGGCGACGGCGAGGGGGUGGGGGAGGGGGAGGAGGAGGAGAUCGAGGGGGAGGCGGGCCGCCGGUCCCUGUUCUGGCACAGCAUCGUGAAGUUCUACAUUUCGUACGGGGCGCUGUCGGCAAACCGGGUGCCGUGCCCGCCCCGGUCGGGGAGGUCCUACUACACCCACAACUGCUUCAAGGCCAGGGGCCCCGUCCACCCCUACAACCGGGGCUGCUCCAGGAUCACCCUCUGCCGGCGAUGAAAGCCGGUGCCGGUGCCGGUCCGACCGCGGCAACAUUGUGUUCUCUUCUUUCUUUCGUUCGGGUUGUUUUGUUGUAUCGCUUAGUAGCGUGGAUGCUCUGUUUCUUGAUCUCGCCGGAGAAGUUGCUUAGCUGUUCCUGUCGCCGUCUGUCCUGCAGUAAGGUCGAUGCUGCUAACACGUGUGUAGAUUGUUGUUGUUGUUGUGGUGUUGGGACUUUGAGAUCUAGUUAAAAAAUAUCUGAAAAAUCGAUUCGUUGAGAA
Molecule: messenger RNA, 810 nt
Organism: Eucalyptus grandis
Lineage: Eukaryota; Viridiplantae; Streptophyta; Magnoliopsida; Myrtales; Myrtaceae
Product: protein RALF-like 34
Exons: 1
Coding region: 116-550 (144 amino acids)
Source: RefSeq, a predicted model, not a curated record